Effrenium voratum is the source of this 330-nucleotide messenger RNA. Lineage: Eukaryota; Dinophyceae; Suessiales; Symbiodiniaceae. The record is from the annotation of a GenBank genome assembly.
AUGCGCCAUUCCUCUACCUGGAUCGUCCCUUUGCUUGGGAGUGAAGCUAUCAUCUCGGACCCUUGGGUGUGUUGGGAUAUGACUUUCAGCAUCCACAUCGGAGCCAACGCGCCCACGGACCCGCCGGUGCUGAAGGUGGGUGCUGGGUGUCAGCCGGGGGCCAAAUGCACGCUCUGCGGCUGCUGCGGCCGCCGGGAAGCGUACCUAGAGGUCAACGACCCCAAGAACGACAACAAGACAGUGGCCUUGUCAGAUUUGUGGGGGCAUGUUGUUGGUUCGCAUCCUUGUCGGUCGUGUGUUGUUUUUGGUAGUUUGUGCAGAUGUCGUUGA